Salmo salar (Atlantic salmon) is the source of this 555-nucleotide messenger RNA. Lineage: Eukaryota; Metazoa; Chordata; Actinopteri; Salmoniformes; Salmonidae. The record is from RefSeq and is a predicted model, not a curated record.
GGAGUGGUCCUUGCAAUCAAAGAUGGGCUGUAUGAGAUGAGUAUGCCUGAUGAUGACCAGCACUCUCUGAAGAUCAUGAGGGUGAAGAGUGGCGAUGUGGGUCAACUGAUGUGUGUUGCCUCCAACAAGUUUGGCGUCGACUCCUGCAUCUUUAGUGUGGAAAUGGCAGCACCACCAACCUUUGAGUCCAUCAUGGAGGAUGUGGAUGUGCACAUGGGGGAGACACCUCGCUUGGCUGUGGUUGUGGAGGGCAAGCCCAUUCCCGACAUCCUUUGGUUUAAGGAUGAUACAUUGUUGUGCGAGAGUAGUCACAUCACCUUUCUGUAUGAUGACAACGAAUGCUCCCUUGUGCUGCUUAACACAAGUCCAGAAGAUUCAGGGGUGUAUACCUGCACAGCCAAGAACCUGGCUGGUUCUGUGUCCUGUAAGGCUGAGCUCACCGUGCGCACAGUUAAAGAAGACAAGGAGGAUACAAUGGAGGACAAGGAGACCGUUCUCAGGAAGAUGCGCCGGCUGACUGACUACUAUGACAUCCACAAGGAAAUAGGGAGGUGA